Messenger RNA from Scomber japonicus (chub mackerel), 1744 nucleotides. RefSeq names its product family with sequence similarity 133 member B (gene fam133b). Lineage: Eukaryota; Metazoa; Chordata; Actinopteri; Scombriformes; Scombridae. The transcript has 10 exons. Bases 439 to 1101 code for a protein of 220 amino acids. The record is from RefSeq and is a predicted model, not a curated record.
GAAAGGGUCUCGAGCCCUGGCUGACUUUGAGGACAAAAUGAACGUGACUGGACUCUUCCAAAAUGCAUAUUGACAAGCCACAGUCCCUUUGGAAGAAUGUACUUUGGACAAAUGAAAGAAAUGUUUUGGACACAAUGAAGUCAGAAGUCUAUCAAAGCAUUUUGGAGCAAAACAUACUGCCUGGUGUCAUAAAGCAGUGUCUUAGUCACAGGCCAUGGGUCUUCCAGGAGGAUAAUGACUACAAACAAACAUCACAAAAGCACCCAUGAGUGGAUGAGAAGAAAAAUCAUUCAACGGCCUGCAAUGAGUCCCGAUCUGAAUGCCAUUGAAAGUCUGUGUAAAGAAGUGAAACUCAAACUUGCAGCUAGGACAUCUAUAUAAUACUUGUGUUUAGUUGAAGGUGUAGCUGUAUGUGGCGAACAAUAAGCAAUACAGUAGAUGGGCUCAAAUACUCAAAUUGUAAAACUAUUUUUCUGUUGUUUUCAGAAAUGGAGGAAAGAACUGGCCAAAAACCGAGAAAGGUUGUUAGGUGGAGGUGACAAGGACAAAGAGAAAGACAAAAAGGCAACUGACAAAGAGAAAGAAAAAGAGGAGAAGAAAGAGAAAAAAGAGAAAAAGAAGAAAGAGAAGAAGAAAUCCAACAGGCAUUCUUCAUCUUCCUCCCCCUCCUCAUCGAGUUCUGAUUCCUCCAGCAGCUCCUCCUCAGAAUCUGAAGACGAGGAUGAAAAGAAGAGUGUUAAGAAAAAGCGGAAGAGAAAGAAGUCAUCGGCCAGGAGAGCAUCAGACAGUUCAGACGCAGAAUCCGAUGGAGAAAUGAAGAAGAAGAAGAAAAGAAUCAAGGAAGAAGGAGAUAAAGAUAAGGAGGAAAAGAGCCGUCGAAGAAAAAGGAAGGCUGAGCGGAGUUAUAAAGACUCAUCUACAGAGUCUUCUGCUGAGUCUGCUGAGGGGGAAGAGGCUGAAGCCAAGAAGAAGAAAAGAAGUAGUGAAGAAAAGGAGAAAAUCACAGACAAAUCCAAGAAGAAGAGGAAAAAGAAACACAAGAAACACGGCAGAAAAAAGAAAAAGAAGGCAGCAUCUCAGUCCGACUCAGAGCUCGACUAAAAAACGUGGCUUUGCGGUUCUCUCAUGACAGUUCACAAGUAGUGUUAUUUUUGCCUUUGACUACCAAAAACUUCUCCCAUCCAGCUUUGGUCAUCACACGUGAACAAGGAGACCUACAGACUUGUAACGCUGGGGUUCUGUGAUUGAAGUAAAAAUGAGGGAGGCACCCAUCCCUGUUAAGUGGCAACUACCGGUACAUAUCGUUUGGGGGUUUUUUUGGUUUUGUUUAUCACCAUGCUUUUUGUAGAUAAUUUUGUUCUUUUGAAUUACACUCAAGGACAGGACUGAAGUGAAUUCCACACCUUUUUUCCCCUCUUCAUCUCAGAGAUUUCAGUGUGACUGGCACUCACUGCCUCCUUCAGUAUGCUGGCCCUCUAGGAGUUCCUAUUUCUGCUUCAUACCUGACAUCUUGCAUUUCUAGUUGCUGGAUGAGGCUGUUACGCUAGUGCCUGUGUGAUGCAUGUAGACCUGAUAACCUGAUGUCUCGCCAGCCUCAUAUUGAAGUUGGAUUUGUGAUAAGAAAUGUGAGGUACACAGUCAACAUUUAUACAAGGGAUAAUUGUUCCGUUGGACAAAUUGUUACACAGCAGUGUAAAUGUAUAAUCAAUGGGAAUUCAUUAAUAAAGUAUUGUUUUAGCCUUUA